AUGUUUGAAGAACCAUUACCAUCAUCUGAUGAAGAGUCUUCUCUUCAUGAAUCAGAUACAGGUAAAGAUGAUUCGGCGGACGAUGAUGCGGAUUAUUAUGUAAAUGAAGAGGUUUUGCAAAAUGUGUCCGAAAUUGAAAAUGCAUCGUAA
Cinara cedri is the source of this 150-nucleotide messenger RNA. Lineage: Eukaryota; Metazoa; Arthropoda; Insecta; Hemiptera; Aphididae. The record is from the annotation of a GenBank genome assembly.